UGGGGAAGAGGAAUAUGGAGGACGUGCUUCAUCAGUUUGGAGGAGACAAUCUAAAUAACUCGGGAAAAAAGGUACUUUCACAUGGUUUAGUAGCUUGUAUGCGAUAAAUAAUAACUAAAAGUAUCUUUAUAAUCCAUCAGGUGUAAGAUUUCAAUCAAUGUCAAAAUACUUGCGUGCCCCGGUCGCUGCCAUAAUGGUAGCGUGUCAUAAUCAUUCAACUUGAACCUUGGUGUUAUAAUUCAACUUAAGUUUACCUCGCAUAGGUGGUAAUUACAAUCCUCGGGAGAGAAGCGAAGUGUGAUGAUUGUGGACUGAUGGAAAGUAAAGAAAACGUAAAGAAAUGAUUGGCUGAAAGAGUUACCAAAGUGCGCCCUUUACGUGACUGUAAUUACAUGAAAUACUUGGAUGCAGUGUCAUGCUAUUUAAGCUUUAAAACUUACAAUGUAGAGCUUUGUAAGGAUAGCAACUGCGAUACUCCAUGGAUCAGGGAAUCUGGUACCCCUGUUAAGUGUCAGAAUUUGUACUGGAUUGAGGGAAAAGUUGGGUGAGGAUGAGGUGAUUGAAGAACCACAUUAAAAAUCCUCCUGUACUUUUAUUAAAUUUGACUAAUUACAGGUGAGAAGUAUUACAAGGAGUACAAGUGCUGGCAUAAGAACUGGAAAAUGUUCUUGAUAAGAGAGCUACUGAUCUUGUAUUAUGAAAUAACAAUCAGGCUGAGAAAAAUUGCUUGUAGAGACUUCACUCAUUCAGAAAAUCAAAGUGUGUUUUAACCGAUGAGUCAAAGUAUUGGUGUGUUGUGACAUUUCUUUAUGGUUGUUCUGUUAACAGCCAUCGUUGCAGACUGGAAAUAAUUCUCACCUUCUCUAACUCAUCUCAUUUCAAGCAUUUUUACUAUUAAUUUUGGAGGUUAAAAUGUUUCAAAACACAUCCACAGCUACACCCAAGCCUAGGAACUCUGGAUUUCAAGUGAUGGGAAUGAUCGAAUGGGGGCAAAAAUGAAAACCCCAAAAAAUCCCUAGAGCUUCCAACAAAACCCCAAAUAAUCCCUGGACCGAAAACUAAACCCCCCCAAAAAUUUCCAAGCCUUAAAAAUUUACAGAAAGCAGUAAAUGAUAUUACACAAAAAGUUUGGUUGUACUUUAUUUGCAAAACUAUGCAUGGAUAUCAGAUUGUUUUGAAUACCCCAAAAAAUCCCUUCUUGAAUCAAGCUACCCCAAAAAAUGCUUGCCAAAUGUUCCUACCCAAAGAAAUCUCAGAAUUGAAAAUUACAAACACAAAAAAACGCUUUGAUCAUCCCUGUCUCUUGAAAUCCAGAAAACCCUCCCUGGGCAGCUACAUCAAACUGCACAUUCAACUCCACCAUUUGAAAUCUGCUCUAUGAAACAUAAUUUAUGCUGCCUCUCCGUUAGGGCAGACAAUGAUCUGAACGGUGGAAAUUGACAAUAGCAAACCAUGCGUCUAGGCAUCUUUUUCAGGGAAAGGGCGCGAGCUCAUUUCCCAAAUAGUGGCUGAUAAUUGAGCCUAGCAUAAUCUCUGUUCACUCAGCUUUGCUGUUUCAUGGUCAAACUUGCAGGACUCUGAUAUGAUGAGCAAACCAUACCCAACACAACCAGACCUUCCUCAUAGUCAGUAUAAUCCAACAGCAUAUCAACAGCCUGAUUACAGCCAGUUUGAUCUGGUGAGAGCCACGCAGUAUGGCAUCUUUGACAGGUGCCGUGAAUUGAUUGAGAAAGAGGGUGUUGAUGUCGAUACACUGGACAAGGAAAAUGUUUCAGCUCUACACUGGGCAGCAAUCAACAACAGAAUAAGGAUAGCUGAGUAAGCACUUAUCUUAAGUUGGUGUUUAUGUAAUCAUCCUCUCAACUUGUUCCUUGUCUGUUAGUUUUUCUAAUUUCGUAAAAAAAAAUUGUCACUAUUGAAAGAAAUUUCAGUCAGACAGGGACAGGCAUUGUUUUCUUUUUUUUGUGUUUAUACAUGAUAUAUACUGGUUUCCAAACAAUAAUCAGGCAAUCACUGUUGAGCUUAUGGGUGAACAACUUUUUCACUUCUUAUGUUCUUAGAUAGCACUUCUCCUGGAGAUGUUGUUCGCAAUAAGAACUAGUUGAACUGUCCAACAAUAACCUGUGUUUUGAUCAACAAAAUUUCACUAUUCUGGUUAAUAAUUUGGUAAUCCUAGAUUGAAAUCAACAAAUCUAGAUUGAAAUCCAUCUAACUGUAGUUUUUGACUUCUUAGAAACCAACAACAAUAAUGAUGAUAAUAGUGAUUAAUAAUAAAUACUUAUUCUCUCCCCUUUUAAGGGGCUUUGUAAGAAUAAGUUUUCCUUUUAAAUUACCAACUAAAGAAUAAAUCCAGCUCCGGUAAGAGGGAACUUGAACCCAGGAUGCUCCCACUGGGCCCUGCAUCCUGUACUUAAAACUCUGCAUUUAUUGACAGACCUACUUCUACUUCUUCUUCCCUUCAGGUACUUUGUGUCAAAAGGCCCUACUGUAGAUCAGAAGGGAGGCAUAUUAAAUGCCACACCAUUACACUGGGCUGUCAGGUAAGAAUCUAGUUACCUGAAAACACUUUUUAUGUUAAAAAUGUUGUUACACUUUUUACUGCCAUGAUUCAGUUAACCCUUGAAGCUCCAAUAUUCACAUACAAAUUUUCCAGUCUGAUCUCCAUAUUUUGCCCAACAGAAUUAGUUGAGAUGACCUUUGAUGAUCACUUCAUUGAUUCUCAUAAUCUUUUCCCUUGAUUUGUAUUGAUAUUGUCGUGAGAAAGUUGGUUUGGGUCAUUCUUGGGACAAAAAGGCUAAAAACCAGUUUGGUCAUAGCAUUUGCUGACAUUUUUUCGUGUGGGCUUGUUUAAAUGUGGCUAAAUGGAAUUUAGGCUAAGUUAAACACAAAGCAAUGCUGGCCAGCGGUUUCUCCCAGGGCUGGUGUGUUGGGGGGCCGGGGGUUGCCUGCAGGGGUUUCACAUUUUUUACAGCAUGGCUUUGGAUGUCAAGUCAUUUUGCAUUUGUGUCGCGCUAUUGGGCAGUUUUUUCGCUAGUUUUUUUUUUUACCCCCAGCCCUCCCAUCCCUCUUGGCUUGGUAAGUAUGUGGUAAGUAUCUUAGUUUCCACUGUUUUGGUGGUUGCAGCUGACAGGGUUGUCAUGGAUACCCUACGUGCUAGGCUCGGUUUGAUUUGUGGCUUCACCUUCCUUUCAGGCACCAUUCCCGAAGCUCAUCUAUUUUUCAUGGGUUUAAUGUUCUUUACCAACUUUUUUUUUCUAUUAAUUUGCAGGCAAGGUCAUCUUGAAAUGGUUGUGUACCUCAUGAAACAGGGUGCAGAUCCUGCUUCACUUGAUAUUGAAGGUAGUGUCACUUUGGAACUCUCCUUAAAGAUGUGUAUUGCAGUGUGAACACUAAAACUAGGACACAUGGAAGAAGAUUGUCUAAUCACAAUGUUUUCUGAAAACAAAAGAUUCUGAAGUUUUUUUUUCAAACAGACCAAUAAAAUUCAAGGUUCAACUAAGCAACCAUUGAAGACCGUUUGAACUUACCUGAUCUCUCAGGAAACAGCACUCAAAUAAUGAAUGUUGUUGGUCCUUUUGCACAAAAAAAACUUGUGAAUGUUUUGUUAUUAGAAAAUGUUGUGAUUGGACAAUCUUUUUUUAAGUGUCAGCACCGUAAAAGUACUAAGAUAUCUUUAGUUAAUAUUUUGUUGCUGAAUACAUUUUGGUAAACAUCUCCUAAAAAAUCCUGAAUGUUUUGAAAAUAAAUCAUAAUCAGUAUUUAUUAUUGUUGUUCAUGAUGGAUGGGGCAGAAGAUUUUUUUUCUAGUCACAAAUUUGGAGAGUAAUCUCCAGAAAUUGUUCCCCAAAGUAGAAAUUUUAGCUCAUUGCCACCUUUAUCAGGCACUGUUUCAUGCCCUUCAACAGUGUGUCAUCAACACCAGGAAAGUUUAAAACUCUGGCUUUGUUUUCUAUUAAUUUCCUUUGCGUACUUACUUUUCACCCUGUUCUGCACUUGGAGAGAAGGAAUUGACAAAGAUGAUGACCUAAAAAGUAACAACUGUGUCGUUAUACAGGCAAAUGUGUUAAAGCAAUGAUUCACAAAUUACUUUUGUAAUAUCUCAUUCAAUUAUUCAAUUGUCUUAAUAGGUUGUAGUUGUUUGCAUGUUGCUGUUCAACAUAGUCAGAUGGGAGUAGUUGCAUAUUUAAUUUCAAAAGGAAUGGUAUGUAUUCCCUUAGUGAAAUACUGUAGCCUUAACAGUGUUUUUCUUGAGCAAAUGGGUCAAAGAAGUAAAGGCACAGUGUAUAUGUACAACCCUUGUCAAAACAUCUUGGGACACUUGAGGAAAUUAGGCACAAAGAUGCACUUUGCUAAAUUAACUCAUAUUCUACCUCUUAAAAAAGCUUUGGGAUGUUAUAAGGGGCUAUUUCUACUGUCCCCCUCUCUCCCAAGCAGUGUUGAUUGUGUUGAAUUAAAACUUGAAUGUAUAACUUCAACAUUGCACCGAUGAGGGGAGGGAAGAUGCCUCAAUUUGACAAGCUAUUGCGUUAGUGUCCCAAGAGUUUUGACCAGGGUUGUAGUUGUGGGGUAUUGAACACAAUAGGAACUGUGAAGACAUCUUAACCAUAUAUUUGUGUGUCGGUGGAACAAUAUGAGACAACAGCUUUGGUUUGUUUCAGGAUGUUGAUCAGCUUGACAGAAAUGGCAUGUCACCGCUAAUGUGGGCAGCUUACAGAUGUUUUGGGUGAGUAGAGUACAGUCAAACCUCUCUGUGUGACCACCUCUCAUUAGCAACCAGCUAUCCAAACACCAAAAUUUUUUCCAGUCAAAGCCCUAUAGUUUAGAAGCUCUCUUAAGUGACUGCAACCAUGUAGGGCUGAUGGUUUUACAAUUUUCUAUUGUUUUAACCUCUUGUAAGCAGCCACUUGACUCAUGGCCUUAUCUGUUUGAUCGCUGGGUGUACUACACUACUCAUGAUCAGAGUAUGUCAAGAACUUUUAGUGAGAACAUGGAACUAUACAUAUCGCAACUUAGAAAUUGCAUGCAAUUACUCUUUCUUUUGGGAUCUCCUCUUGAAAGGGAACCCCUAUGGACCUAUACUCGGAAACAACCACUAACUCUUCACAUUUUGGUGGUUACUACAGGAACCUCAACUGUUUAAUUGAUUUAUACUACUGCAUGAGAAAUUUCUGCAAUUUGAUUGGCUCAGAGCAGUCGUAUUUCAGCUAAAUUUGAAAUACCUACAUGUGAAAAUUACAAACCUUUUGUGGGUAGUAGUACAAACAAAUAAUACCAUGAUUUGUAUGUGAUAUUUGGCAUAAAUACCACUUGCGAUAUUUCAAAAUUGUCUCGAAUUUCACUCGCCUAACUGCUCGUGAAAUUGCGUGUAACAAUUCCGAAAUAUCACUCAUGGUAUUUAUGCCUAAUAUUUCUACAAAUCAUGCUAUUACUUAUACUAAUUACCACUAAAAACUGCCAUGGUGAGUUGGGCUCCAUCUUUAAAUAUUAUUAUGAUUAUGAUUUUGAUGAUGAUUAUGGUGAUGGUGAUGAUGCAUAAAUAGAGGAUAUUACAUGGCCACGUGGAGAUAUGAAAUUUCUCUUCGAGUGUUGAAAAAUAUUUCACGAGUGAGCGCAGCGAACGAGUGAAAUAUUUUCAACCCAAGAAGAGAAAUUUCGUAUCUCCAAGCAGCCAUGUAAUGUUCUAUUAAUUAUAUAAACACCAAUGAAAUACCCAACCAUUUCACUGAAACAGUUUUAUCCUGCGAAAGGCGGGAUUUAUUAUGUAGCCAUAGCAACGGUAAUAUUUUUCACACGUGGAAAUAACAUGUUAUUUUCACGUGUGAAGAUAUCAUGUUUUCGUGCGAAAGCUCACCUGGUAUUUCAUUGGUGUUUAUAUAAUAAUAUGUGGUAUGUCACAGAAGGAAAGCAAUUGAUGAAGCCUUUGAAAUUUCUUUCAAUAAAACAGCUUUUCUGCAAGAAAAGAUUACACAAUGUUCUAAUUGGUUCCAAAAUCAAAACGUAGAAAGUUCACUAAAAGUGACUGAAAUCCAUUUAAAUAAACUGUCAAUCAGAAUUCAAUUAUAACUCAGUUCAAUGUAAAAUCAACAAAUAGUCAUGUAAGUUCCAAUAAAUUUGGCGGAAACCUUGGCAGAUUAGACCAAUGUAUCAAAUCCUACCACACCCUAAGAAAAAAAUUGCAGUGAGAAUUUAAUGACUGUGACAUGUAUUUGAAUCCUGUAGAUAAACCAUUCUUCUUAGUGCUCACCAAACAGUAGAAUGUUAUCAACAGUGAAAUCUCUAGACUAUAAGUUUGUCAUAACAUGCAAGUACUUAACCACGGAGACAUACAUGUACAGCAGAUUCAAGGAUGAUAGGCCACUAAAACUAUAAUGAAACGCUAAUUAAUCAAUAUCAUUGCUAUUAAAGAAGACAAGGAGAGAAAAUUGAUCUACAUUUACACAAACAGAUCAUUUACAGUUUUAGAGUAAUCCUUUUGCUGCUUUUUUUCCAAUUAUUUUAGGUUGGAGUUGACAAGAAUGCUUCUAACCAUGAAUGCUUCAGUUCCCCUGGCAGACAAAUUUCACAAAAAUACUGGUAAGACUCUCAGUAAAUUUUUUUAGUCUAGGUUGAUUCUCAGUUUCCUUUGUCUCCUGGGGCUAGAAAACUAAGGAAAUUGAAAUCAACCUAGGUUAAAUCAAAAUUAACCUGAAAUCAAGUUUUACCUUUUAUUUAUUUAUUUUUAUUUUAAAAAAGUGUAAAACAUCACACAUUUUAUUUAUAACAUAUACUAACUAUGAAAAUACUAUUUACAAUUAAUUCACUUUAAAAAAACUGUUUCGUCAAAACACUAUUUACAAUUCCCUUUGUUAAAAAAACACUUAGUUUUGAUUAGAAAAAAAAUUCAUUUCAUUAAAUAAAAAUUAUUCAAAUUAAGAACAUUUCAUUUCAAUUAAAACAAUUCAUUUUGAAUAAAAAAAGAAGAAACUAUUUUCAAGGUCAAUUGCAUUCUUACUUAGAUAAUCACUAAAAAAAAAUCACUAAAAAAAGAGGAAAAUUAAAUAGCAUUCACAAUGCGUUAAUGACAAAUAUUUGCCAUUUAAAAGUAAGGAAACACAUCAAUAGUCCAAUCAAGUUUUAAUCAAGUUUUACCUGUAACAAUAGUGAGUUUAUGCAACAGGAUGUUAGAGGGAAGAGGACAGCAAAACGUUUGUGUAACAAAUGUGACAGGGCUAUCACAUUAAUGUUUUGUCCUGAUCUUCACUUAACAUUACUGUGUUCUUGUUUUAUACAAACGUUUUGUGUAAAGGAAGGUGAAGUUUGGUGGAAAUUUUUCAAACAUACUUACUGUCACACAAGGUUUUGCUGUAUUCUUUCCUCUGCUAUACUUUUGUGUAAAUUCACUAUUACGAAUUGGUGCCUCUGCACCAAUAAAUUAUGGCAUUUUUAAGGCUGUUUGUGGGUUUUUUGUCCAUUGACAGCUUUGCACUGGGCAGUGAUGUCAAAUAAUCAUAAUGUCAUUAGAGCACUUUUAAGGGCUGGUGCCAGCAUGGAUGCGUUAAAUGCCGAGGUAUGGAAUCUUUUCAAUGUAUUAUUAUUGUUGUCAGUUUACUAGUCUAAGUGUAGUAAAAGUGUGGGUCAUGUUUCUUGCCACAAGAAGCAUAAAACAAAUUCAUUGUAUUUGCUCGAAAAGAUCACCACCCUUGAAUAAGUGGCACUCUUAGGAACCAAAAUUCCCUGUAUAAAUACUACAUUCUCCAUGCAGCAAUGCGACAAUUGUUGAUUUUUGACUCCGUUAAUGCUGAACUGUUAAUAUGGCUGAUAUUGUAAUUUUGAUACUGUUAUUUAACAAUGAAUGAGGCUGAGCAUCUUAUGAAGAAUUGUGGAGAUUGAGGAGGGUGUUAUCCGUCGAGGCUGUAGGCUGAGGCAGGUAACACCUUCCGAGAUCUCUAUAAUUCUUCUUAUGAUACAAAAGCCGAAUUUAAUAAUAUUGUUUUAUUAUUAAUUCAAAAUAAUUCCUAGGUUAAAAACAUAGCUAAAACAUGCUUACCUCCAUCGAUGUUAAGUUCAUCUUUGAUAGUGCACAUUUAGGGUUGUUCAGCUCUGCAAAUAUUCUCCAAAUAGCAGAUUUCGCCAUUCAAGUUGUCUUCUUGUUGUUCUUGCCAUGUUUUUAGCUACUAUUUCGCCUGGUUCUUACUCUUUAAACGAGUGAAAUGUCCGCCAUUUUGUUUUCACAACCAAAACAACUCAACCUUAUCCCCAGGUCUUCUCGGUUAAAGGUGCAUUAAACUGCAAGAAAGCUACACUUUUGACGUCAUUGGUUCAUUUAUCGCAAAAUUCUUCCAAAUUUGGUCAUCCGUAGCUGGUUAUGGUGAAUUAUGCAUGUGCUUUUAGCCAAUCAGAAUCGGGAAAGUAGUUUGGAUGAAUAAUAAGGUCAAUUAUUUGGAUCUGGAAAGGGACACCACCUUUAGAACUAACUUGUAUUAAAUUCAAAGGAUGGAAGAGGAAAGAAAUAUAUUUUUCUUAGUAUCAGAGUGAUAUGGGAAGUUUUAAAUAAGGUCCCCUCCUAAAUGGGCCCCGCCCAAAUUGGUGAUCUUGUUCAAAAUGUGUUUAUUUCAAUCCUUUGAUAUCAACUUUUCAUCUGUUAAUAGGGUCAGUCACCUUAUGAUCUGGCAAAACAAAAGAAAAGCAAAUGGAUUUUGAUGCAAAUGGACUUAAUGGCAAUGGAUAAAGGGAAAGGAAAACCAGUAUUUUUACAAGCAUUGACAAGAGAUAAGGUAGGACUUUAUAAAGGUGGAAGGGGGGGGGGGGGGGGGGGGAUAGGGGGGUUUGGUAAGGUGUAAGGAAGAUUUUGGGGUAGGAGAAUUUUUGGCAUUUUUCCAUUUUUUUUUUUUGGGGGGGGGGAUUAAUUUGCCAAGAUGUUUGAGUGCUGUCUUAAUCUUGGAAGUGGUUACAUCAAAUAUGGAAACAACCCUAGGAGGUGACAGGCCCGGGGCACGGAAGGGCUGAUAUUCCCCUUUAUUUUUAACAAGGAUCUGCGUUAGGAAAUUUCAAAAAUACCCCUAAUGCAAGCUGGAUCCCUUUUCGAUUUAUAGGAAUUAAGAGGCAAAGUAGAGAGGGAGGGAAGAAAGGGUGUAAGAUGGGAAGUUGGGUUGGGAGGGUGGGAGGGAGGGUGGGGAGGGGGGGGGGGGGGGGGGGGGGGGGGGGGGGGGGGGGGGGGUGGGGGGGUUUGGGGGUGGUGGUGUGGGUGGGGUGGUUGGGGGCUUUUGUUGUUUUUUUUUGUGUGUGGGGGGGGGGGGGGGGGGGGAGGGGAAUAAUAUGCCAAGAUGAUUGAGUGCUGUCAUAAUCUUGGAAGUGGUUACAUCAAAUAUGGAAACAACUCUAGGAGGUGCACUGCCUGGGGAACGGCAGGGCUGAUACUCCCCUUUAUCUAUAACAAGGAUCUGUGUUAGGAAAUUUCAAAAAUACCCCUAAUGCAACCUGGAGCUCUUUUUGAUUGGUGGGCAUUAAGAGGUACCAGUUCUAGAUCAACCAAUGAACUGGCCUUGACAGCAGGUCUUAAAGUCCAAUAAUUGAACUUAAGGAUGUACUGUCGGGUGAGCUGAAAAAUGAGGGGUUUUGUUUUAUAUUGUUAUAAAACAAAACCCCUCAUUUUCAGCUCAAUAUCCCACAUAGUCCCAAGCAACUCCAAAUUUUAGGCCCAAAAAGGGAUUACAUUCACUCCCACCAUUUUUUUAUGGUCAUUCCCCAAUCCAGGUGCACUGUUGCCAUGGUUUUAUAUUGAACUUCACAAUUGGAGGUCCAACAUUUUCUCUCAAUCUUUGCCCCAAGUAUAUAAGACAGCAAACUCCCCAAUUUUUACUCUGUCCUUACUUAGCUGUUUAUAUUAUUUUCAUGCUACAGAAACCCGGUAGCUUUGGCUGCGGCAGCCCACUGGGGUCAUAUAGUGCUAAUUUUUGGCUUUCUUUUUAGGUUGCUCAGCGUUAUGUUCAGAUAGGGCUGCCCUUCUUUGUACUAUUUGGUGUUGGAGCAAUCUUGGAGUUUUCAUCUUCUUGGGUUAUGUCACUACCUCUUCUAUGUGCCCUAGGAAUAAUAACUCAUUAUGGACUGAAGUAAGUUAUUAACCCUUUAAACCCUAAGAUCAAAAUUUGAAUUCUCAUUUGUUGCCCCUAUUCAUUUCCUACAGAAGAAGUGGGGAGAAGUUGAUAAAAUAUCAAGCAAAUUCAUCUUGUUUGAUCAUGUCUGUAAUUCUCAUGACCACUCUGUUUUACAAAGCAUUGAUAUUACAAGGAGAAAUUUGAUGCUGAUCACUCUUAGGGCUUAAAGGGUUAAAAUAAUGUAACAACAUUGUAUCUAUUCUAUUUAGAAAGAGUUUUAAAUUGAAAGGAAAAAAGCUUGUUAAAAGAAGAAUGUUGGAAAAUGAAACAGUUAAUUUCAGGUCAAUAAUGUAAUGCACAUCAUCACCACAGUGUAAACUAACAUCAGUCUUGGUCUAUGCAAUGUUUGCUUUGAUUUCCAAACCAUUUCUGCCAAAAUGCAUCAAGUUUUGAAAGCUCUGCAAUACUAUGAUGACAAAUCACGCUGAAACUGCAGCUAGUUUUCAAUACACUUUCAAUUUUUAUUGCAGGUUUGUGUAACUAAAAAAAUGUGUACAAAUAGGUCGUUAGUGGUCUUUUCAGUUGUAUACAUUUAUUCUUUAACCUACGUUCUUGGUCACCAACCAAAACUUUUGGGCAAAUUUUCUUCUGUUGUCCUAUGUAGAACUCUUGAUGUUUUAACUCUUCCGUUGUUGCUGUUUACAGAUUGUUCAUGUUAAACUUUUAUGAUAACAAUACCGCGGUCUUUGGCUGGACCCUUGCCACCAAAGCUUACCUUUACUACAACAUUUUCACUGUUCAUUUACAUUAUAUCCUUUCCAAUGUUACUGUUUUCUUGAAUUUUUUGAUCUGACUAGUAACUUAUUAAACUUAUAAUUAAUUUAUGCAUGUUUGCAGAUUUUUUCAAGGGGGCCAGCCCUCAAGCCUUAUUCCCUUAGGUGUAUAUUUAGCUACUAAAGUCUACAAAUAUUCAACUUGGUUUCUCUUUUUCUGGCCCUAUAUCCUUUAAGAAUUUAUUGAAUGGAUAAUCAUAAUUCAUGAUGUAGAUCAUUUUUAAAAUCUCUUUAUGCAAGAUUAAAAUAUCAGAUAUCUGCACACCGGUACCUGACUGGUUAAUUAAACACCAAUAACUAUUUUAUUAUUAUAACUUUUUUUAACCAACACUAACAACACCUUUCGUGAGAAAAAAGAGAAAGAGAAAAAAUUGAUCUUAAACCUUAAAAAUCCGUACUAACAUCAUAUUGUAUCAAUAUUUUUUCAUCUGAGGUGAUAUUUUAAGCAAUUGUGAGUAAGGGAAUGUCUCAGUUCUAACUCAUUUAAUUAUACAUUUAGAUAAUCAUCCUAACAAAUUUAAUAUAUCGGUAACAUGUCUCUGGACCAUAAACGCUGAAUGGAAAUUAAUCUGUUUUCCACAUUUAAUGCAAUAUAAUGUUAUGUACAAGCCUUCUUUUAACUGUGAAACUCUGAAAAAUUUUACACCAGCUUACACAGUUUCAGAUUUAAAUAUCUGCUUGGUCCCCAAUGCACAAGAUAUACCUCAAAAACUAAUCUCAUCAUCAGUUUGACUUUGUCAUUUUACUGCUGCACAUGAUGUCAGUCUAUAGGGUCAUUCAACAUUUUUCUCUGUGUUUUCUUUUUACUUAACUCUCUAUCUUUAUUUGCUGCUGUAUUAUGCUCCUUUGUUUUUUUGUUUUUUUUCAUGAUAACUGUUGCUUAACAAGUUACUGGUAAUUUCCUUAACCACUUCCCACAUGUAAAUACUCCAAUCAUCUUAGCAUCUUUCUUUAUAACCACUGUUGGCCUGUACUACUGUUUUUACAAGUCAUGGAAGGUAGAUCCUGGGUACCUUCACACAACAUCAGCUGAAAAACACAAGGUAAGACAUCUUUUGGUAUUCAACACAAUACACUGGUAUUCUGAGUUUAAAAAAAAGGUGCUAGCAGUAGUUCAAAAUAGUGUCAUAUUCUGGUCAUUCUCGUAAGUAUAGUUGGAUUUUACCAAAUGAAGAGUCAUUUAUUUUAAUGAGGUACAAUAAUUUAUUUUUAGUCCUAGUCUAAAUGCAUAGUUUAGUAAUAAUUACUAUAAUAUAUAAUAAUUAAUAAUCAAUUAUUGAUUAUUGUAGUAUUAUUGGUAAAACUAUUUCUUGUAUCCUAUCGUCAAGUACUGAUUUACAAGGCAAGCCUAGAAAGGAUUGCUUCCCUGCUACUUUAUGGGUUGGGACCAGGUUGUUCAAAGCUAGGGUUAAGGUAACUCAGGGUUAGUGCGAAAUUUGUUGUCAGAUAAUAUUAUUGUGAAAGCUUAAAAAGCAAAUUCAGUUCAAUCCUUCUUGUAUACAAUUUGAUGAUUGGGUGCUCUAAAGAGAAGAGCAGAGGAAAUUAUCCAAGAAUGUGCUUUUGAACAAAAGAAAAAGAAGCUGUGAGUAAAAUUUAACCCCUGGUUUGCACUAAUCUGCCUUUGAAUAACUGGGCCCUGGUUAUUUCCAUACAAUAAAUGUUGUUUUUAUUAUCUUUAAAAUUGAAUGAGGAUUCUCUAAUUAUUAAAAUUAUUUUGUGCCUGUUCAUUAAAAGUUCUUAUUUGCUUCAAUCUGUAACCACUUCAAUCGUUGACAAUGUAACUGUUCUGUUGUAAUUUCUCCCUGCAGACCAUUAUAGAACUUGUUGAAAAGAAUUCAUUUAACUUCAAUAAGUUUUGUUCAACUUGUCUUGUAAGUACAUGAUCUUUUUAAGAAAACCAUACUCCUUUGUUUUUAGUUGUUGUUGUUCAAAGGUUGCUUGUUGUUUUAUGGUUUCUUCAUUAUGAUAAUAAAUUUCUCCCACAGCUACUGAAACCCAUCAGGUCAAAGCAUUGUUCUGUUUGUGAUCGAUGUGUAGCCAAGUUUGAUCACCAUUGUCCAUGGGUAGAGAAUUGUGUAGGUGGGUAACAGUUUGUUUUUGCACCCUCAAAAUUAUUUUUAUUGUAUCUUCUGCCGGGAUGAUGUGAAUGGGGUGAUCACCAAGUGACGUAACAUAAUAGGUUGAUAACACACUGAAAAAUACUGGCGUUCUACCAUAGUAGCUAACCAACAAUAAAUACUACCUGGAUGACGGGUUUUGAAGGGGAGGGAAAAGGUGAAAUUAAGCUGCACAAGAAAGAAGGGAAGGGAAAGGAAGGGAAGUUUGGUAGUAUGCCUAUGAUUUACAAUCCCCUUUCUUGCAGUUAAGAUCGGAUCAUAUACCUUCAAUUCUCUAUUAAGCCCCUGGGGGGCUUAUUUAAUUUAGCAAAGACAGUGGUAUCAAUUCUCCAUAAAGAACUAGAAUACAUUUAUUGGAAAAUCUCAAGUACAAGAAGUUGGAGGUCAUGCAGCCGAGGAUCAAAAACAAAUCUUAACUUCCAGUUGGUGAAUAAACCAUCCCGGAUCAGUCCACACAAAGUUUUAUAGUCGUGGUUGAUUAAUACAGUCUGUCAUUUAUUAGUGAAGAAUAAUUAGGGGAGGGAAGGGGGGCAUAAAAGAGAGGGGGGACUUAUUAACUUUCUCCCCCUGAAAAAGGGGGCUUGUUAGCGAGGGGGGGUGCUUAACAUAGGAUUUACGGUACAUCAUGUAAAACAAUGGCAUCUUUGCACGAGCUCUCUUCCUUUUCUCUCACGCAGGUGCGCUUCAUGAACUCGCGUGCUGCCCCUUCCCUUGCAUUGCCCUUCGACGACAUCCCAUGCAGGCUAAUCAACAAUAUUUUUUACAAGAAGACUCUUGGCCAAAGGGCAUAAAUUUGUUUGUUUGUCUGUGUGUUUGUUUGUUUUUCAAGUAGGUCUUCGUUGAGUUUGUCUUAUUGGGCAAAAUGUGAAUGAUUGUUCUGACUAAGUUGCUCUAACAUCUUCAACCUGAUCAUCAGAUGAUCUGAAGAGAAGUCACUCACUCGAACGUCCGGGUAGUGGGGGGAGUUAAUUUAUUUUUCUAUUUUGUUGUUGUCACAGGUGUCGGAAAUCACGUGUACUUCUUUUGGUACUUGUUUUUCCUGUUUCUUAUGAUUCUCUGGUACAUCUAUGGCGGAACAGUCUGUAAGUCAACGCUUCUCUGUUUUUCAAAGGUUAACUUGUUUAUUUAGUAUUGAUAUUGACCUUAUAUUCGCUUGCCCUUGGAAUCCCUGAUCAUUUGCCUUUUUAGAAAUGAAAAGGGAAAUGGAGCCGAGAUGUGUCCCGCAAUUUUUCCUACGAUCGUUACUGGGGACGCGCCGGUCAGCUAUUGACCUACCGUAAAAUUCCGAGAAUAAGGCCUUCCAUGUAUAGGCCCCUCCAAAUAUAAGCCCCCCAAACUCGUAACGCAAAAAACCCUCCAUUAAAUCGCCCCUCCAAAUAUAAGCUCCCCGGGGGUUUGUACUUGGAAAUUGCCCUCAAAUUCUAAGGAAAACAAAGCAAAAACGGUAAAUUUCCUUCCAACUAUAAGGCUAGCCCAAUUGAUUUUGAAACGCAAAUUUCCCUCCAUAGAUAAGCCCCUCCGAACAUAAGCCCCUCCAAAAAUAAGCCCCUCAAAAAGGGCCCUUGAAAAAUAUAAGCCCCGGGACUUAUUUUCGGAAUUUUACGGUAUUUUUUUUUUUCCUGUCCUUAGUCACAAUCCCAGAAGUCUUUGCAAAAGUUAACUAGACCCAGUUUCCUUCUCUCUUUUUUAAAGUAGCGAGUGGGCUGUGAGCAAGUUUUCUAUUGAGAUACUCAUCUCUCACGCCUCGUUUCACCGGUAUCGGGUCGUUUCGCCCAAAGGUCGAUUCGCCCCAUGCUAGUUCGCCCAGACUAAGUCGAUUCGCUCGAUAUGUAUUUGUCGUUUUUUAAGCUUGAGAAAAAGGAAUAAGCGUGGCGAGACAGUGACUGCACAUGUGGAAUCCAAGGUUAACCAAUAGAACAUCUCGGAGUAGUAGGUUCACCGUGUUGUAGAGUGUUGUGUGUCAUCUGGCGAAUCGACUUAAGUCCUAGCAAACGCCUCCGUGCAAAUCGGCUUUCUGGCGAAACGACCGCAGUUCGUAUCACUAGCCUCUUAGGUUUGAUCCCUCUCUUUCUUCUUUACAGCAAGAAGCAAAACAACCUUCAUGUACUUGUGUCACAGCAUUUUCAUAGACCCCUUUAUAUGGCAUGAAUUGUGAAUAUCAUAUGUCUCACAAACCAGUCAGCAAAACGCACAGACCUGAAAAUGGUAUUUGUGACGUUCUAAUGACAUUUUAGUUUUCAUUUUUCAUAUCUGAUACUUCGAGUUCCUAUAUAGAAGGAGCAGAGCUCCCAUUUAUUACUUCCAAUAUUUUGAAUAUACACGUCUCAUGGCUUUAAAAAUGACAAGAAAACUGCCUGUCUUUGCUAUUUAUUAAAACCUUGUUGAGUACCACAUCCCCCGGACUACCAGUUAACCAGUUCGUGAAAACACGGUGCAUAACCCUAUAGAUCGUUUUCACAUGACGUCACGGCGGCCAUAUUUCUGUACAAAACAAUAGAUUGGCGGUCAUGUUUGUGUACAAAAAAAAUUCUGUGCAAUUGAACUCUUUUCACAUGUUAAAACUUUCUUUUAUUCCAAGCAAUUUGUAAAGCUGCUGACCACCCGAGUUAAAACGAUCUAUCGUGAAGUCUCUCGCUUUGGGUUUUGGGCUCAUGUCAAAGUCCAGCCUUCCCUGAGGAGAAUUAAAGUGAUGUCUUAGGUUUGGGCCCCGACUCUCCUCCCUCGUAACCUUCUAAUCUACUAACUUAUGUUAAUCUUUGUGUCAGAUUAUGUUAAAGCGUGCGGUCCGUACCAUGAAGGAGUGUGGAAUGCUGUUACUCAAAGUGUCUAUUGUGCACCUUGGGUAUCCUGGGGCUAUCUCAACGCCUUGUUUCAUGUGAUGUGGGUCGGUGCCCUCCUUUUCAGUCAAUGUUAUCAGGUAGGAAAUUCUCUGUGCUGUCCUCUGCGCAUUCUUUUGUGCUAUUCAGAGGAGCUCAUAUGCUAUCCAUGUUAUUGUUAGGAGGUAGCUUCUUCCAGGUUCCAAGAGAGCAGUGCAGUCGUACAGUAAAAAGUGGCGCGAAAAAUGCGCGGGAGCUUGGGAGACAGAAGGCCGUGCUAAUUUUUCCCGCCUCCGCCCCCUGGCCUUCCCCAGAUCGCGCGCUUAUUAUUUUCACUUGGCUUGUUUUAUUUUCACGGCGUCCCACUUUUUGAGAGCCUGGCAUAGGCUAGUUAGGAGGAGGCACCGUGGCCGAGUGGUUAGAGCGUGGGAAUUGCAACCCGGAGUCCCGGAGUUCAAGUCCCGCCCUGACCGCUAACUGGAUUUGUUCACGGUGGUCCCGAGUUCAUCUCCUCGGCCACGCUUGUAAAUAGCCAACUGGUUUGCCUCCGGCCAGUUGUUUUUUUUUGCCCUACUUAUGUUGAUUUUAGUUAUUUGUUUUUGUCCUUAUUUUUUUACUACAAUGUAAACUGUUGGUUUAGGCCCAGUUCAAACGUUUAACUUUUCAUGUAUCGAACUUAAAAUACCUAUUUGGGUCGACCCAACUGAUAUAAGCUUGACGGUUGAUUCAGAACCCGAACUUGAUUCAUCUAUCUUAAUUUGUUUUUACUAUGUACAAUGGUCUACAGUGUUUUACUUUAUCAGUGAAAACAAAUAACAGUAAUUCAUGCAUUGGGUUCGGCACUUGAAAAGUUCGACGGUUGAAACCAAGUCGCUCCUCAGUCGAAAUUCCCAUGCGGGCCACUCGAUCUUAAUUUAUGGGUCGACCCAAAUAAGAUAUUUUUGACUUAAUUGAUUCAAACGUCGAUGUUUUUAUGUACUUAAAGGGAUUAGGGUUCGGUACAUGAAAAGGAAGACGUUUGAACUGGACCUUAUCAGUAAUUGUGUAACCCUUAUAAAGUCAAUUUUUUGCCGUUGUUGAAAUAUUCAAAUUUUUUGCCAGAUAUUUUGGCUGGGAAUGACCACUAAUGAGCGCCUGAAUAUGACAAGAUACCAGCAUUUCAUGGACAAUCACGGAGUCGCACAAACCCCCUUCAGGUAAGUUUAACCUUGUUCCAGCGCAUACAAGGAAGAAAGGUGUUUUUGGUUAUGUUCGUACUAUUCCGGAUCGAUCUAUGUGCCAGAACAGAAAUGCAGAUAUGGGCCAAGUUGUUCAAAGCUGGGUUAAGAUAAGCCAGGGUUAGUGCGAGAUUUGAAUUCAGAUAUGAAAGUUAAAAAAUCAUCUCAGUUUAAAUUCUUUCUGUCGACAAGUUGAUUAUUAAAAGCUUUAAAAAUAACAGAGAAAAUUAUCCGAGAAAAAGCUUUUAAACCCAAGAAAAAGAAACCGGGGUUAAAUUCAACCUCGGGUUAAACGCUAAUCAGCCUUCGAACAACUGGGCCAUGGUAUGGUAUACCGUAUUUACUCGCACAAGCGCCGCCCCUAUUGAGCCCUACAUUUGGGACAAAAAUGCCGCGGCCCCGAUACAAUCAAAAUCUAAAGGCGAAAAUAAUUAUACUGUAGUUAAAACAAUUCUUGGUCGCGUCCAACUUUCAAAUAAACGCCACCCUCGAAUAAGCUCCGCAUUUGAGGUGUGAAAAAGUUGAUAAGCGCGUAUACGAGUUAAUACGGUACAUGCGUUAUUGAUCAAGCGCGAGGUCAAAAUGGCUGAAUAUUGGCCAAGUUCUUUUUUUCGUUUUUAUGGACGGAGAGGAAGUCGAGGUCGAUAAAAACUCAAAAAGGAACAUGUCCAAUAUCCAGCCACCUUAAUCGAACACGCUUGGUCAGUAAAGGAUUUAUUAAGUGACCAAAAAGAGAACUUUCUUCUUGCGGGACCAAUGCGGGAAAUCCUGAGCGGGCAAGAUAGGCCCACCUUGCCCGCUCGGGUAGCCAAUCAGAACACAGUAUUCGCUUCAUCUUGCCCGCUGGUGGAUUCAGCCAUAUAAUAAGCAGUCACUACGCCCAACGCCAUGCAACGCCCAAGGUUGUUCACACUACUGCUGCAUGGCAUUCGUUCGACGUUUUCGAUGGUAGCAUACGUAAUUUUCAUCCGGCCGGAUCCGGUUGCUUGUUCACGUUACACCCUGGAGCGAAAGAAAAAAGAUAUGGUAUAACUGAAGUAGAUCACUUUAACGAGCGUCAUGUCGCAGAGGCGUUCCAGAACAAGAAUUUUACGGAAACUAGGGCUUGCGGACAAGAGACAUAUCCUGUAUGGUUUUCGAGAUGUAACAGUUAUCUGGUGUGGUAUGAAUCCCGGGGAUACUGGAGGAAUUUUUUGUCGAGGGGGAUAUGCCGCUAGUAACCUUGAAAACUUAUCCUUCGAACUGGCCAAUCAAGUCGUUUAUAGACAAAAUCACGGCCACGAAACAAAGAUAGAUGUUUCGAGCAUUACAACUCUAUCUUUUAGAGAGAAACUGGAAUAAUCUUUAAGAAGUCGUGUUCGAGGUUUUCAAAAGGUUUCAUUGGUCCAACCAAGCUUUUUCCUUGACUUUCCUGUAUUUCUGCUGUGUUCUUUUACAGUUAUUUAACAAUUAUUCCUCGAGCCCGUAUGGGCUCUGAGUCAGUAGCCCAUGGGGCCAAAUGGGCUAUUGACUCAGAGGCCAUGAGGGCGAGAAGAAUAAUUGUUUUAGUAAAAUCCAACUAGUUGGUCAAAAAUAUCGAGACAAAACAACUUUAGCUAGCAAAACGCGAUUAAUCCGCCAUUGUUUUGGUUUUCAAAGCCGGCGCUUUUGGCUACUACUGGGCUAUAACAUAUAGCCUAGUAGUAGCUCAACCAAUCAAAACGCCGCAUUGAUAAUAGACCACUGGUUGGAUUUUACUAAAAACUGUCAUCGGAUUCUCGAUACUUCUUUUAAUUCUAAAAGCAGUUGGAAAGUGCUAAUCUACUAAGAAUAUCUCAGCUUUUAUUUUUAUUAACUUAUUUUGCAGUCGGGGUCUUCUUGGAAACAUUGCUGACUUUUUGAACGUGAACCUUUGCGGCCUGGCAAGGCCUUUCCACGUGGACUGGUACCAUCAGUAUGAUACUAACUUGACCAGAAGCCAUAAAACAGUAUGACAUCAAUAAAUAUAUCAUUCUGGAGCAUGCAUAGCAACUUGACAAGAAGCUGUAAAACAGCAUUAAUUCGAUAUAUAUCUUUUUGAAGCAUGCGUGAAUACUUGACAAGAAGCCACACGACAGUGUGAAAUCGACAUUCGUCACUGUGAAGUAUGCAUAGCAACUUGAGAAGAAGCUGUAAAACAGCAUUAGAUCGAUAUAUAUCGUUUUGAAACGUGCGUGAAUACUUUACAAGAAGCCACACGACAGUGUGAAACCGAUAUACGUCACUGUGAAGUAUGCAUAGCAAAUAGCAACUUGACAAGAAGCUAAAGGCAGUAUGACCCUAGAUGUGUUCCAUAGGAGCUCAUUCAGUAACCAUGCUGGCCCUCCCUGCCAGGGAAUCAGCACAGGCUCCUUCGUCUCCUCGCUGACAGUAUAAAUAAUCGUUUGCCGCGGGCGGGGAAUUGUCGUCUUAAACCGCUUCCGAAAUGAGUAUUAUAUUUAUUGGAGUUGAUCAUCCCGGCAUUUUCUACCAAAUCAUACAACAAUCCGUAUCGUUCUCUCCAUUAUAGCUUUUUAGUGUGUAAGUAUGCAAACAAUUUCUGAAAGGUAGAUGUUGCGCUUCCUGUUCAUGAUAUCAACUCACGUUCUGGUCGCAACCAUUAGCCUGAAUAUAAAAGCCCUGCUCCGCUACUAGGAGCCGCUGAAUGUGUUGAAUCGA
Messenger RNA from Porites evermanni, 19731 nucleotides. NCBI's taxonomy places the organism in Eukaryota, Metazoa, Cnidaria, Anthozoa, Scleractinia, Poritidae. The record is from the annotation of a GenBank genome assembly.